AUGCAGCCAUGGCUCUGGCUGGUCUUCAGUGUGAAGCUGGCAGCUCUCUGGAGCAGCUCUGCCCUCCUUCAGACUCCUAGGUCCCUGACAGUUCUAACCAAUCGAUCUGCAAAAGUGUUCUGUGAAGCUAAAACUUUCCCUAAGACCACACUCAUCCACUGGCUGAGACAGCGCCAGGGACCCACCAAGGAGAGGCGCUUUGAGUUCCUGGCCUCGUGGAACCCUUCCAAAGGAACCUCUGUGUACGGUGAAGGGGUGAAGAAGGAGGACAUAAUCAUGUUUUCGGAUAUAACCCGGUACAUACUCGAGCUCAAGAGUGUGAAGCUGGAGGACAGCGGCACCUACUUCUGCAUGAUGAUCGGGAGUCCCAACCUGAUCUUUGGGACAGGGACGGAGCUGAAUGUGGUUGAGGCCUUUCCUACCUCUGCCCCGACCACCAAGAAGACCAUCCUCAAGAAGAAGAAACAGUGCCCAUCCUCCAACCCAAAGGCCCAGAAGGGUCUGACGUGUGGUCUCAUCACCCUCAGCCUGCUGGUGGCCUCCAUCCUGGUUCUGCUGGUAUCCCUGAGUGUGGCCAUCCAUUUUCACUGCCUGCGCAGGAAAGCCCGAAUUCGCUUCAUGAAACAGUAA
Messenger RNA from Peromyscus eremicus (cactus mouse), 630 nucleotides. RefSeq names its product CD8 subunit beta (gene Cd8b). The record is from RefSeq and is a predicted model, not a curated record. Gene Ontology annotation, biological process: regulation of immune response. Bases 1 to 630 code for a protein of 209 amino acids. NCBI's taxonomy places the organism in Eukaryota, Metazoa, Chordata, Mammalia, Rodentia, Cricetidae. The transcript has 5 exons. Gene Ontology annotation, molecular function: coreceptor activity; MHC class I protein binding. Gene Ontology annotation, cellular component: cell surface.